AUGCUGAAAAUUAUGCGGCUGGCACGCUAUUUCAGCGCUAUCCCAGAAUCCACCAUCAAAACAGCAAGUAGCUUUGAGCAGUUCAAUCUUCCCAAAUAUAUAUUGGAUGUAUUUAAGGAAGCUGGCUACACGGAGCCUACCCCGAUUCAAGCUAUGACAUGGCCAAUUAUCAUGAAAGGAAAAGAUCUUGUAGGUAUUGCGAAGACCGGGUCAGGCAAAACAAUGGGCUUUUUGGUUCCUUCAUUGCUACACAUCAAGUCCAAGCCACCAGUUCAGCGUGGAGAUGGCCCUCGAGUUCUCGUCCUCUCCCCAACUCGUGAACUGGCUUGCCAAAUCGGUGCUGAAUGCGAGCUUUUCGAGCAAAAAAGCCAAACAACAUCAGUCUGUGUUUAUGGUGGUGCGAAUAAGUGGCUUCAAGCUCGCAAACUCCGCCUAAACCCAGAAACAAUCAUCGCUACACCAGGCCGAUUAAUUGAUUUUAUCGAUUCCAAAGAGACUACUGUAAAGAACGUCAGCUAUUUAGUCCUUGACGAAGCUGACCGUAUGCUUGAUAUGGGCUUUGAGCCACAAAUCCGCGAAAUAUUAAAAACAAUCAGAGCUGUUGUAUAUAUAAUAUGGCUGGAGAAGAGCGAACUGCCCUCCAUAAAAGGGUCCAUUUUAUGCCUGGCAUAGUUUUGAGUUUUAGUUAUGGCCUUGCUAUAAUCAGUAGCCUCAAAGCAAGAAAUGAGGCCAAGACUGCUGCUUUUGAUCACUAUUCCUUGGGUAGUUAAUUUGAUCUCUUUUUGCCAGCAAUGCCCAUCUCAGCGGGCUCGCGAAAUGAUGCAGGCUAUAUAACUGCAUAAGCUAUGCUCUUAAUUGCGAAAGCUAUCGAGUAUUUUUAGGGAUAUCAUGAAAUGAAGGGAGUGAAGCUAGUAACGAAGAGGGGAGUCUCCCUAAUUGAUCUGGUGCUGGAGGAGCGUAGAGUUGCUGCAAACUUGGGCAACAUAGGUGUUUUGAUUAGGGGUAGUCAGUAAUUGAUCCAAUGCCAUCACCUCGACCGAGAAUCAGUGGUUUCGGCCCGAGCUCGAGUCGAUAUUUUCUACUACUUCGCAAACACUACAGCUGAGCAUCUCCGAAAUAGGGAUUUGAAGGCAUUUGAAUCUAAUCUAAUCAGAGCUGACCACCAAACCUUGAUGUUCACUGCUACCUGGCCUAAAGAAAUCAUAGGGCUAGCAAGAGACUUUCUCAGCACCCCUGAAGAAAUAAGAAUUGGCUCUGAAGAUUUAACCGCAAACCCUGAUAUAGAGCAAACAUUCGAGUUUAUUCACUCUGAAUCUGAAAAAUUUUCAAAGCUGCUUGAAGUCUGCCAUCAUCACAAAAACGAAAAAAUUUUGAUUUUCUGUGACACCAAGAUGGAGUGCCAAAGGGUUGCUGACAAGUUAAAGCACAGAAGUAUUAAAGCAGAGGAGCUUCAUGGAGAUAAAGAGCAAUAUGACAGAGAUCUUGUCAUGAAAAGCUAUAAAAAAGGUGAAAUCGAUAUUGUGGUUGCGACAGAUGUAGCUUCCAGAGGAUUGGAUGUUAAAGAUAUCAAGCUUGUCAUCAAUUAUUCGAUGCCUAGAGAAACAGUCAGUUAUGUACACAGAAUUGGUAGAACUGGUAGGGCUGGAGCUAAAGGUAAAGCCUUGACUUUUUACUCAAUCGAAAAUCCAAAAAUAGCUAAAGAACUUAUUAAAAUACUUCAGACAGCUGGCCAGCCGGUUCCUCCAGAACUAAAAGAUUACGCAGGAGGAUCAUCACCAUCAUCAUUCUCAAGAAGUUCAACAAGCAGCAGCAAUUUAAAAAGAUCAAGAAGCGCUGAUUUCAGUGACGAAGAUUCUGGAAGAAAAUCAUCAAGGAGCAGGUUUUCCGAAGAACCCAUAAAACGAAGAGCAGCCAAGCCUCAGCUUGAUGAAGAGGGAGAGGGAGAGGAGGAAGAAACCAGGAAGCCAAAAAUUUCAAGGGCCAACUUUGAUGAGGACGAAUUCGAGGAAAGAAAGCCAAGACGGACCAGAUCUAGACUUUCAUUAAAUGAGGAAGAAGAUACACAAAUUGGCCAAGAAAGUAGCACAAAGAAAAGAGUGUCGAGCUACAGAAGAAGAGAGGAUGAAGAUGAAUAG
This is a messenger RNA of Blepharisma stoltei, 2135 nucleotides long. NCBI's taxonomy places the organism in Eukaryota, Ciliophora, Heterotrichea, Heterotrichida, Blepharismidae. The record is from the annotation of a GenBank genome assembly.